AUGGCAUUGAAUCCUAUCCCAGACAACGAUCCAAAUUUUCCUCGCUGGCUGCUGGAUUUAGAGAAAUGGGCUAUUCGUCCCUAUCAAGAAAUUCAAGAAGAACUUGGUGGUAAGCCGGAGUAUGGAAUCAUUUCCUAUACGUGGGGGAAAUAUGCAAUCGGCAUCCAGAACCCGGCAGACCUUCCACAAGGUAUUAUGUGGGACGUGCCUUUAGUCUCCGCGUUCAGUCUGAAUGAGGCCCAGAGGGUAAUGAAGAGCAUGAAGAGGCGAUAUGUUUGGUGGGACUGGAUGUGUGUUCCACAGGGCCGAGCACCAGAUCUCAGCAAUGACCUUCUUCGCGCAAAGGGGGAAGAAAUUGGAAAGCAGAUGGCAAUUUAUCGCGGCGCAACAAGCAGCAUCGUAUGGGUCCAUCAGACCAACUGGGCUAAAGAAUCAUCGAUGCGGACAUUGUUAAAGGACGGCAUCCCUCCGGCAGCGGGCGAUUUCUCUACCUUUUUCAGCGCAGUCCUCGGUAUCUUAGAGGAUGUACGGGAAACGGAGCCUUGGCUGAAGUCGAUCUGGACACUUCAAGAGGGUGUACUUCUAAGUGAAACAAUCCUCUUGGAUCAUGACGGAAACGUAUUGGAAGAUGAGCGGUUUAUCCACAAUAAUGGUUGUGCAUCCGUGAUUGACCUAACCGCGGGUAUUACCCAGUUGGUGAUUCGACUUGGCGCAGACUUCAUGCGGCUCAGCAACCGAGGGGAAGCUGAGGAAGACGAGGAAACUCCUCUGAUGGCUUAUAUUCGGCAGGGCAAGAAUUACGCGUAUGUGGCAGGCGUCCUAGCUACGAUAAUGAGAUCGGGCCUUGUCGCCUAUGCAAAGGGUUCUCCAUUAUACAUCUUAUCUGGAAAAGUGGGCCGUUUCUCUAGCCAGCCAGAAGACUACUGCUGGGCACUUUUGGGAGCCCUAGACCUGACCUUCCCUAACACGUGGUAUCACCAGGGGGAGGACAUGGAUCUAGUCAAGAAGGAGUUCUUCAAGCCCCUUCUUGAGCGGUGGCAAUGGAAUUUAUUCCUGGUCGCAGGGGUCGUUAACUCAGGGGAGUAUGAUGCUCUAUCGUGGCCAGAAAGGGUAGUGGACGGAAAAAUGCUCUCACUUGGGAUUUAUUUUGAUGUUUUCUGGAAGAAAAACCUCCCCAAACUGUCAUGGGUCGAUGCUAAUCAGGAAAACGGCAUGGCUGACAUGAUAAUCCUAAAUAGUAGCGAGGGUGAAAAUCAGUGUGCCCUAUGGAAGCUCACUCAGCCAGGCCGAUGCAGGCGAUAUGUGCAGACGGAGGUCAUGAAAGCAAAGGAGGCUAUAGUACGAGUUGAGAAUGUGGAGGACUGCCCGCCAGAAGUUAGCCGAAGUUAUUUGCCUAUCGCUGAUUUGGAUAAGCAGUCAAACCGUCCCGGCACUCGAUGUAUUGAGAUUGAACCUCUAGACGAGACCACAGGGCUGUUCAGAGGAGUUGUUGACCUUUGGGUUGCAGAGGAUGCCGUGGCCAAAAUGGAGUGCGUGUCCUUCAGGCUUGUAGGAAGAACAAGCUGA
Molecule: messenger RNA, 1566 nt
Organism: Microsporum canis CBS 113480
Lineage: Eukaryota; Fungi; Ascomycota; Eurotiomycetes; Onygenales; Arthrodermataceae
Exons: 2
Coding region: 1-1566 (521 amino acids)
Source: RefSeq, a predicted model, not a curated record